This is a messenger RNA of Fimicolochytrium jonesii, 1700 nucleotides long. RefSeq lists its product as uncharacterized. The record is from RefSeq and is a predicted model, not a curated record. The coding region runs from base 1 to 1515 and encodes 504 amino acids. NCBI's taxonomy places the organism in Eukaryota, Fungi, Chytridiomycota, Chytridiomycetes, Spizellomycetales, Powellomycetaceae. The transcript is spliced from 10 exons.
AUGCCGCUGUCGGCGCUGCUUUUCCUAACAUCCCUCAUAACCGCCGCUGCCAUCGUCAUCCCCGUCGCCGUGCUGGCCUUCCAGGGCGCGAACGAGACGGUCGAUGACAUCUUGCUUGUUGUUAGAGACAACUAUGCCGGCCAGCUGGUCUCCCUGGUGUCCUCGACACUUGGUGUUGUGUAUGCUGCCACGCACAGGAAUGCGGAGGAUUUUGCGAUUGUGUCGACGCUGCAGGCUUAUGCGGGGCAGUCCAUUGACUUUAUCACCCAUAACAGUCUUGAUGUGACUGACCAGCUCCCCAUCCGGAAAACGAAAAGAAUCUACGCAUACUCGCAGGCCGUCAACCAAUACGAUUUCCUCAUGGCGAUGGGUGUCUCCGCGGGUGACGGCAGAGACGCAGUGUUCGUCUCCCAUCUAAACGGCCCAGGGUCAUACUACCACAAUGUGCCUCCGAACAGCCCCGGUCUGCAGCUGGUAGUCACCGGAUACGACCUGGCCACCCGGACCGCGACUUUCAUCCCUCCAGUCAACUCAUCCUUCCCUAACGCGGGGGUGGUGGUGACCAACCCGGCCGGACAAUGGGCGAGCCAGCCAGUCUGGGCGCCGCUGACAUUCAUGCCGGACGGAACCCCGAUUUUCGCGGGUCUAUAUGGUUUGAAUCAACCGCAAUGGAGCGGCGUCGCCUUCGGAACCCCCGGACCCAACCGCGCACCCGACUACAUCCAGCAGACUGUGGCGAAUUUGCAGCGGUAUUCGGAUCUUCUGUCGGAACUCAAAACAACCCCAAACACUGUGAUCGCCAUUUGGGAUGCGAACGGGCUGCUUGUUGCAAGCAAUGCAGACCAGUCGGUGUUGUUCAACCCGGCAGCGCACCCGCCAGUCAGUUGGAGUGCCGAGUCGGCGCCUACGCAGACCAUUGCGAUCCCUGCUCAGAAAGUCCUCGCCAAAUAUGGAAGCUACGCGAAAAUCCCCGACGCAACGUCUAACACGUUUUCGACCGCUAAUGGCGACCUUUUUGUUGACACGCGCCGCAUCAACGACGCCACCAACAUCAACUGGACCGUAAUGCUCGCCAUCCCCCAAUCCGACCUCCUCGGGCCGCUCAAAGCCUCCCGCAACAAAGUCAUCGGCGUCUCUGUCGGGAUCGCCGUCGCUAUGCUCGCCUUCGCCGCCUUCAGCAGCUACUUCGUCACGCGGCCCCUCCGCGAGCUCACGCGGAUCAUGGUGCAAGCGAGCAACAUGGACUUCUCGGCGCUGCAGCAGGGGUAUCUGAAGCAAACGCAGUUUGUGAGGGAGCUGGGCAAGAUGCAGGCGGUCUUUGGCGGGAUGCUGCAGAGGUUUGCGAGGGCUAUUGAGGACAAUCGGAGGCUCGCGACCCAUGGAAAGGGAAGCCAGCCCAGUGGGUUCACUUCCCCCAGGAAACUGUCGAUCAUCAAGACUACCGCAGUGGACGUCGGGAGUAACGAUGGUCUGAAAACGUCGUUGUCUCCCAUGAGCGAAGCGGAGAGGGAAUGAAGGUUGUCAUGCUCUUUCUUCGACAAUCAAGAGAAUUGAACUAGCUCCUGGUUCGAUACAGUUCAUAGGAAAUUUGCUUGGCUGUAGUCUCGUCGUACCACAACUCCCGAAUGCUUUGCAGCAUCUGUACUAUAUACGCGCUGUCGAAACACGUCAAAGAUGUUCCCUCUCCGCGUAAAUCCUGC